AUGCGCAACCCUAACGGCAUUCGCAUCCUGCUUCUCCUCAUACCGCCCCUUCUCUUCCUCUUCGGCCUCGCCGCCCUGACCAACAUCCUCGAGCGCAUAUCCAAAAACUACUUCAACGACGGUCUCGGUCGCGACAUACGCAGCGGCGCUUCCCAGAUAACUUUGUCCCGCCCCGGCUCGAACGACACCACCGUGACCGUUGACACCAACAACGCGCCCACGAUCACCAUACUCGCGUUAUGCCUGCUAGGAUAUCUAGUCAGUCUGCUCAGCGCAGCGGGAAUAUGGCAAUUGAGAAGGACAGAGGGCACAGCGGGACAUGAGAGAAUGUGGACGUGGAUCAUCUUCGUUAGCAACGUUGUUAUGGUGGGUGCUAGUCUGGGUGUCUUUGGAUACGUCACCUCUGUCCAAAGUAGCGACAAAAGCUGGCAGAGCUACGAAGACGUUGGACAGGACGACCAAGAGCACACGAGAGAGACGUGGGCAUGUCAGAUCGACAAGUUCUUCCCCGGGGAAGAUUGGGCAGGAACGGCAUGUGGAACUGCGAAGGCGAUGAGGUUCAUGGUGAUCGCCCUGGCUGUCGCUGCUCUAUCAGUCUUUGUCAGUUUGUGGGUUCUUGUACGGGCGAGAGGAGGGGUUAAGUGGGCGUUUGGAGGCAAGGGGAGAUAUGCGGCGUUUGCGAGUGUGUAUGAGAUGCAGCCGCCUGGUCAGCCGUCGCCUUAUACUGGACUACAAGGACAGCAGUGGGUUCAGCAGCCGGGGCAGCAAUGGAUGGGUCGGCCGGGACAGCAAUGGGCGGGUCAGCCGACACAACAGCAGUGGGCGCCGCAACCUUACCAGCAGUGGGGUCCGCAGCCGGUUCAGCAAUGGGGCCCUCAGCUUGUUCCUCAACAGCCUGUCGCUCAGGUGCCGAAGUCAGAUGGUACUGUAGGGCAACGUGCGGUCUUCGGAUGA
This is a messenger RNA of Alternaria metachromatica, 954 nucleotides long. RefSeq lists its product as uncharacterized. Lineage: Eukaryota; Fungi; Ascomycota; Dothideomycetes; Pleosporales; Pleosporaceae. The record is from RefSeq and is a predicted model, not a curated record. Bases 1 to 954 code for a protein of 317 amino acids. The transcript has a single exon.